AUGGACAAGUACGAGGAGGUGCGGGACAUCGGGUCGGGAAACUUCGGGGUGGCCCGGCUGAUGCGCAACCGCGAGAACGAUGGGCUCGUCGCCGUCAAGCUCAUCGAGCGCGGCCACCGGGUCGGCCUCCUCGUUCUCCUCAAGAUCUUCAACCACUGCUCCCUUCUGCACCCCAACAUCAUCCAGUUCAUAGAGGUGAUCCUCACACCGACACAUCUUGCAAUUGUGAUGGAGUACGCGGCCGGCGGCGAGCUCUUUGAUCGAAUCGUUGAUCGUGGGCAGUUCAGCGAGGAGGAGACCACAUAUUUCUUCCAGCAGUUGAUCUGCGGCGUAAGCUACUGCCAUCACAUGCAAAUAUGCCAUAGGGAUUUGAAGCUGGAGAAUGUUCUCUUGGAUGGCAGCCUAGCUCCGCGGCUCAAGAUAUGCGAUUUUGGCCACUGA
This is a messenger RNA of Hordeum vulgare subsp. vulgare (domesticated barley), 441 nucleotides long. Its product is annotated as serine/threonine-protein kinase SAPK4-like. Bases 1 to 441 code for a protein of 146 amino acids. Gene Ontology annotation, molecular function: ATP binding; protein serine/threonine kinase activity. The record is from RefSeq and is a predicted model, not a curated record. The transcript has 6 exons. Lineage: Eukaryota; Viridiplantae; Streptophyta; Magnoliopsida; Poales; Poaceae. Gene Ontology annotation, biological process: intracellular signal transduction; protein phosphorylation.